Sardina pilchardus (European sardine) is the source of this 1905-nucleotide messenger RNA. Its product is annotated as spermatogenesis-associated protein 22. The transcript has 8 exons. Gene Ontology annotation, biological process: homologous chromosome pairing at meiosis; meiotic DNA repair synthesis; regulation of meiotic cell cycle. The coding region runs from base 278 to 1591 and encodes 437 amino acids. NCBI's taxonomy places the organism in Eukaryota, Metazoa, Chordata, Actinopteri, Clupeiformes, Clupeidae. The record is from RefSeq and is a predicted model, not a curated record.
UACAAUAAUUUUACGCAGAAUUUUGUGUGGAUGGAAAGUCAUUUCUGUCGAUACAAGUAGUUUGCCUGUCGCGAUUUAUGGCAGCCUAUGGUACAACCUUAAAAGAAACCAUAGCGUUCUGCACGUGAUUACAAUAGUGUCACUCAUUAGAAUCUUUGCUCUGUAUGGUCUCGUGCAUGGCUUUGGAAAGGUGCAUUUGAAGUUAGCUUUGUUGCGCUCCUCUUCCUCUUCAGAUGUUCCCGAGCAAAACGGAAACAUUGUUUACAACAGAGAUACAAUGAAAAGAACCGAGACACACCCCAGACCAACCGCAGGUUGCCUCUCAGUGCCUUUAUUUAACCAGAGGAAACGCAGCAGAUUGCCCCUGACAUCAAAUCCCUCAGAAAAUGAACUCUGCUCUGAGAUAGACUUUAAUGAUGACUUUGCUGAUUCCUCCUUCCCGUCAGGCAACGUGGCGUAUACACCGAGACAGACGCAGAGUCAGAGCCAAAGGCCCCCACUGCCGGUUGCACCGAGAGGGCAGUGGAAUCAUCAACCAGUCACCCAUCAGCCUCAGCAGCUCAGCAACCAACCUGUUCGGUACCCUGGACCACCUGUGACGGGAUACGCACCUGUUCCUCACCCUCGCACACCUGCCAACACCUGGUCUCAGCACAGUGCUCCAAGCAGGCAGGACACUGUGAUGCCCACUAACCAAGGACAGAGUGGCUCUUCCUACGGCCGAGGAAUUGUGCACCACAGCCGAGGAAACAUGCAGUUCAAACCUAAACCUCCUAACCACCAGCCGCACAGUGCACUUGGCCGGCAGGAGACUUUUGUGCCCACUAACCAAAGACAGACUGGCGCUGCCUAUGGCCAAGGAAAUGUGCCCCACAGCCAAGGUAGCAUGCAGUCCAAACCCAAACCUCUGAACCACCAGCAGCUGACAGUGCAGCAGUCUCUCAGCAGACAGAGCCAUGGCUCUGGGGGUGUAAGGCAGGGUGGGGUCCCAUUCAGUGGCCCACGUUUCCCCCCUGCUACACCUGAACCUCAGAAGCAAACCCCACAGUGGAAGUUCAAGUUAUUACCCCAGGGUGGACCGACAAAAAAAGUCAACAUAGGCUUUAAUGCCACACAGUCAACCCAGUCAACCCAGUCACAGCAAGGACAAAUGUGUCCAAAGUCACAGCAGCAGAAGUCUCCAGUAUUGCAGGUGAAAUCCGUGAGCGAGAAGUCUCUCCGCAUACUGACUGUUGUCAUCGAGGGCAUGAGACACUGGAGUCAAUUCAAGAACAAAGCUCCAAUGUUAUUUGAGCUUUUUGCAACUCUGGACUCAGCAGUCACAGACGGGAAGUACAGUGCCAAGCAUUUUCUCGUGCGGACAGGGAGAGAUGUUGUGUCGUGUGUUUAUUUUGAACAUGACCACGAACUUCCAAAGAUUUUCAGAGGCUUGGUGCACCGUUGCAUGGGAAAUUAUGACCGGCAGAGCGACACCUUCACCUGCGUGUCAGUCAGGCUGGCCUCCCGCUUUGAGCAGAAGAAUUCCCAGGAGGCUAUUAGGGCAUCAGACGAGGAAAUGAGGCAGGUGGGCCAGUCCCUAAGUGAAAUAUGAACCGUAGCAUACAACACCGAUUGACUGUGUAACACCAUACACAGAUGUGUGCCUAUACAGAGACACAGAACGUGCACUUUGAGAGUCUUGAAUUCUGGCUUUUCAGGGACCACUUAGUUUGUUCCUCACUUACACAAUGUUCAGUGUGAAGCUCUAUAUUUAUUUAUUCCAGGAGAAAUAAGGUUAACUUGUUUUGUUGCUGCUGCAAGAAGUUCCUUUCUUAAACCAUGACAUUUAUUUAUUAAACACUUGACAUGACUGUAAAGAAGAACUUUUUAUAGCUCCUCACAGGACUCAAGUUAUUGUUGAAUCAA